This is a messenger RNA of Branchiostoma floridae (Florida lancelet), 1338 nucleotides long. RefSeq names its product probable G-protein coupled receptor No18. The transcript is spliced from 5 exons. Gene Ontology annotation, cellular component: membrane. Lineage: Eukaryota; Metazoa; Chordata; Leptocardii; Amphioxiformes; Branchiostomatidae. Bases 1 to 1338 code for a protein of 445 amino acids. The record is from RefSeq and is a predicted model, not a curated record. Gene Ontology annotation, biological process: neuropeptide signaling pathway. Gene Ontology annotation, molecular function: neuropeptide receptor activity.
AUGAGCGGGGAACUGCGCAGCCUCGUCCCGGUCCCACCUAACACGUCUGUCCUGCCCUGUCCCCUGGACGGCACCGGGCCGGUAGCGGAGCUGGACAGGCAGAUCGCCCAUCAGCAGCUGCCCGUCAUCGUUCUCCUCCUGCUCGUCUGCAUCCUCGGGACCGUCGGCAACCUGCUGGUCAUCCUCGUCAGCAUCCACCGCAGGAGGAAGUCCUCCGCAACCGUCUUCAUCCUGGCGCUGGCCGGCGUGGACCUCUUCAUCAGCGCGGUCACCAUCCCCAUGAGGGUCUUCUCCUACUUCCACUACAGCUUCAGCGCGCCCGGAUGGUGCGAGCUGGAGUCGUGCCUGACCGUGGGCAGCCUGGUCAGCUCGCUGCUGCUGCUCAUCGCCAUCGCUGAGGACCGGCUUCGCGCCGUGAGGCGGCCAACACACUUCUACAUGGCUGGAAACAGGCGCGCGGUGCACGUGAGCGUGGCCGUGCUGAUCGCGGGGUUCGUGCUGUCCCUGCCGUACCUGAUGACGGCGCACGAGGGCGCUUUCCUGCUGCCGGAGCGGAACUGCACCGUGACGGCGUGCUUCGGCAUCACCACCAACAACCACGCCUGGUUCCUCGUCUCCUUCAUCCUCAUCACCAUCCCCUUCUUCUCAUCCGGCUUCAUCAUUGUAGUCAUCUACGCCAUGGUCUACAAGCGCGUGUACGACUCCCGCGCCGCUGCCAUGGCGAUGGGGCGGGUGCACGCGUCUCUGCAAACGGAAACCCUGCAGCUGCAGGGGAGGCUGCAGCGGGAGAACACGGAAAGUCUGCAGCUGCAGGGGAGGCUGCAGCCGGAGAACACGGAAAGUCUGCAGCUGCAGGGGAGGCUGCAUCGAGGCAAUUCGGAAGCCCUACAGCAGGAGACCGGUUGUGGCUCUGAUGCAUUCCCGGAGCCUGUGACCACUCGGCCCGCCCAACACGUGGUCCUGCAGCGGGAGGAGACCGGUGUGCCCCGGGAGUCAAUAACUUCCCGGCCUGCCCAGCGCGUCGUCCUUCAGCACCACUUCAGGCUGGCCAAGAUGCUGCUUCUGGUCACGGCAGUGUUCCUGGUCACGUGGCUAUCACACGUCAUCCUUACCAUCUACGUCAUGACGACGUCAUCAGAUGCGUACCACAAACUGAGUGACGUAGAGUUGCGCGUGUCGGACUUCUUCCAGCACCUGUACUUCCUGAACAGCGCGCUGAACCCCAUCAUCUACACCAUCGCCUACAAGAGCUUCCGGCAAAGGCUGCUGGCUCUGUUUGGGCGGAUGACACCCAAGCGCAAUAUUUAUAGGGUAAAUGAAGAUAACUUUUUGGGGUAG